Messenger RNA from Strongylus vulgaris, 363 nucleotides. NCBI's taxonomy places the organism in Eukaryota, Metazoa, Nematoda, Chromadorea, Rhabditida, Strongylidae. The record is from the annotation of a GenBank genome assembly.
AUGAAAUGGAGAACCCUCACAGGAGCUCUAUGCGACAAGCGAAUGCCAGUGCAACUCAAAUCCCAAAUAUACCACACUGUGAUCCGUCCCACAGCGCUGUAUGGCAGCGAAUGUUGGUCCGGUACGCGAAAUGAAGAACACAAGCUUAGUAUCAUGGAGACAAGAAUGCUGCGGUGGACAUUAGGGAUGAAAGUUGUUCUCAUGGUUAAGAAAAUGCAGGAAAAGCAACUGCGAUGGUACGGGCAUGUAGGUAGAAGAGAUGAGAGCCACGUCACAGGAAUGGCCAUGUCUCUGGAGGUCGCUGGAAUAAGACCACGAGGAAGACCAAAGAUGAGGUGGAUGGACAGGCUAGAGCUGACCUGA